UUCAGACGAGACAAAUUUAUACACAGCUAAUGUUGGGGGUCAUUCAUUAAUUGAGAAGGUGCGCAUAAAACCAAGUAUAAAACUUGCUUAUUUUCAAAGGGGUAGUCCACUAAGGUUAAGUACCACGAGUGCUUAUUGAAUGUAUAUAUAAUUUUUAAGCAAUGUUUUCACCUAAAGUUAAAACGAUAACAAUAACUGCUGUAAUAAUCCCAAUAAACUGGGAGUUAUCAACAUGUUUCAAGGUUGCUGGUUGCUCAUUCUUCGCACUCUUCAUAUCGGACUCCAUGACAACAGCUGUCUUUCAAACACAAACGCAAAAUCACAAGCGAAGCGAGAACUAAUUUCUCGUUCAGGACUUGAUUCACUUCCGCGAGAACAUUGCGAACGAUAAUACGAAUCCACGAGCGGAAUGGCCUCCAGAGAGUAUAUAAUGGCUUUUCGAAAUACCAGCGUGAUACCAACAAGAUACUAGCGUGUGCCCGCGUGUGCCGAAUCGGGAUAUGGAUGGGUAUGGGGUAGGCAGCACGUGGGUAACGCGUUUAGCACGUUUGUUGCAAGUGUGUGAGUGACCAAUGUUUCCGGCAGGUUCACCCAGAGCUUUGGCUGAACAUGAAAGUUGUUUUAUGUUCAUUAAUAGUAUUUGUCAGUCAGCAGCCUCGCUGUCCACGUCAGUGAGAUCUGAGCUGGUGUAAGUGUUCUGUGUACAUUGGUGUUAUAGAGACCUGGCCGGAGGUAUGCGGAUGCGUGCUCAUCGGUGCCUUUGCACUUUGAUAAUUACUGGUUGAAUGUCAAUUUGUUGAAAGUAUAUAGACAUGAUGGCAAGUGUUGAAAAUGUGUAUACUUCGUGUUCAUGUAACAGAACACCGCAUUCUGUGGAUUGGGGAGUAAAUGAUUUAGUGUGUUUCGGAACAUCCCAUGCAGUAGCAAUUUAUUCCCCUAAGAGUCGAGUUGCUGUCACGCGGACUCUAUACUCUCAUAAAUCGCGGGUGAACUCUGUCAGGUGGAUUAGAAAAUAUGACGGUUCUGCUGAAACAGAAUUCAUAUCUUGUUCGUGUGAUAGAACUGCAGUUAUAUGGACACAGAAUGCAAAUUGUGAUUUUAUUCCCACUGCUGUGCUUGAAGGACAUGAAGAUUCCAUUACUGUUGUUGAUGGAAUAUAUAUGUCAAGUUGUGUUGAUGAUCGAAUGACAACCCCAAGCCAGUUACUAGCUGUGACAGGAUCUAUUGAUUCAAAUAUUAAAGUAUGGAUGAGAGAGAAAGGAGAGACUCAGUUAAAUUGUUACCAAACUAUUAAUUUGGGCAGAGGAUUUUCUUUGUGUGUACAUCUUGCUCAUCUCUUCGAAAGUACAGAUAUACUGUUAUUGUGUGCAACUGAUGAUUCAAAAGUACACAUAUAUGUAUCAAAUUUGAAAGAUAAGUUUAUGAAAGUUCACUCUUUGAUGGGGCAUGAAGACUGGGUUCGUGCAUUGGAUAUUACUAAAUAUGAUUCUAGCAGAUUACUCAUAGCCACAGGUUCUCAAGACAGUAUGAUUCGUUUGUGGCAAUUGACUGUUAGAGAUAGUGCAACAAAAGAGCAAACUCUUUCUUUAAAUGAAGAUAUCCAACCUGAAAAAGAAGAGUUCUGUGUGAAGGGCAAAACCUUUGCUGUUACUAUGGAGUCUGUAUUAACAGGCCAUGAUGGUUGGAUUUAUAGUGUUCGCUGGCAUGUAUCCAAUGGGGACUGUACCACAGUGAAGUUACUCUCAGCAUCCCUUGACAAAAGUAUAAUUGUGUGGUCACCUGAUCUUCAGACCGGCUUAUGGUUAGAGAACAUGCGAGUAGGAGAUAUGGGUGGAAAUACUCUUGGUUUUUAUGGUGGUUUGUUUUCCCCUGAUGGAUUGAGUAUACUUGGCCAUGGCUAUCAAGGAUCUUUUCAUUUGUGGACCCUCUGUCCUGAUAAUAAAGUAUGGGAACCAAAAGUGACAAUUGGUGGGCACUUUGAAGAAGUUGUAGAUCUACAAUGGGAACCUGGUGGCAGAUAUGUUCUGUCUGUGAGCAAGGACCAAACCACACGCCUGCAUGCUCCCUGGGUUCAUGGAAAUAAUAAGGUUACUUGGCAUGAAAUUGCUAGACCUCAGAUACAUGGUUUUGAUAUGUCAUGUAUUGCAAUUCUCUCUCUAAACAAAUUUGCCUCUGGGGCUGAAGAGAAAGUCAUUCGUGCUUUUCAGGCUCCUAAUAAUUUUCUGGAAAAUUUCCAAAGAUUGUGCAAAGUGGAACUCAGUGGCUUGAAACCAGUGAACACUCCAAGAGGUGCAUCGGUCCCAGCUUUGGGUUUAUCAAACAAAGCCGUGUAUGAAGAUGAAGAACUUCCAACAGAACGGCAUGUUAAAGAUGAAUUUCCUGCUGCUUAUUUUGUUCCUCUUGAAUUAAAAGAACCUCCCACAGAGGAGCAUUUGAUGCAGAAUACAUUAUGGCCUGAAAUACAGAAAUUGUAUGGUCAUGGGUAUGAGAUUUUCUCUCUUGCUGCACAUCCCAGUGGUUCCCUUCUUGCCUCAGCAUGCAAAGCUACAAAUGUGGAACAUGCAGCGAUAAUUCUCUGGAACACUUCUAGUUGGCAGCAACAGCAAUCGCUUAUAUCUCAUCAGCUAACAGUCACACAGUUAUCAUUUUCUCCUGAUGGGAAGUAUUUAUUAUCUGUGUCAAGAGAUCGACUUUGGACUUUAUUUCGAGAUUCAGAAACUGGUUUUGAAUUGAUUUCGAAAACAAAUAACAAGACAGGUCUUCAUUCUCGUAUUAUUUGGACUUGUGCAUGGAGUGCAGAUUCAAAAUAUUUUGCAACAGGAUCACGAGAUGGCAAAUUAUGUAUUUGGAAACCAGAAAUUGGAGAACCAAAAAACAUGUGUGUGCUUGAACUAAAAGGAUCUUCAAUCACUGCAGUUGCGUUUCAGCCAAACACAACUGAUCAAAAGUAUUUGUUGGCUAUUGGAUUAGAAACUGGAGAUAUAAUUUUGUACUGUUGGUUUCUCACCUCUGCAGUGUUGGAAAAGGUACAUCAAUUGGACAGAAAUAAUGCACAUCAUCUGGCAGUCAAGCGUGUAGCAUUUCAUCCCCUGGAUGGAUCACUCCUGGCAAGUUGUGGUGUUGAUUGUUGUGUGAAGAUUUAUAAGUUGUGUGAAUGUUGAACUUGCUUGUAAUAAAAUAUUUUAUAGAAAUGUAUGGUGUUUUCAAUAACAUUUUACUGUUAAUUUUUGGCCUUUUGUUGGACAUUAGAAUGUGAAUACACAUAUUGUUUGUCAGUUGUAAAACAUUGUUCUAAUUUUUUUUACAUUCUUUUCAAUACAUUUUUCAAACAUUAGAAAAUAAAUUUAACAUCAAUUUAUAUUAUUUUGAAACAACACACAUCUUUUUACUAAUCAAACUUGUAUGUAAUGCUUUCAAAUUCAUUCCAAAUAUUAUCAUCAUUCCUUAUCAUAACAUAUUGUAAUAUAAUUUCCUUUUAAAUCUGACACAAACUGAAUGGUAUAACACCGGCCAUUCAGUUCACUUUCGGAUUGCAACUCUCCACAAUAAGAAAAUAAAAGAAAUUGUGCAAAUUCUUUAAUGCAUU
This is a messenger RNA of Gryllus bimaculatus (two-spotted cricket), 3586 nucleotides long. Lineage: Eukaryota; Metazoa; Arthropoda; Insecta; Orthoptera; Gryllidae. The record is from the annotation of a GenBank genome assembly.